CAUUCAACAAGCAUGUCUGAGUUAACUAAUGCCACUCAAGCCCCCUUCUACAUCACCCUCACGGGCAUCCCUGGAUUUGAGGCCUCCCACAUCUGGAUCUCCAUCCCCUUCUGCUGCGUCUACACCAUCUCCCUCAUGGGUAACACCACCAUUCUCAUCGUCCGCAAGGAGCCAGCUCUGCACCAGCCCAUGUACCUAUUUCUCUCCAUGCUGGCCCUGACCGACCUGGACCUCACCCUCACCACCCUGCCCACAGUCAUGCAGCUCCUCUGGUUCAACAUUCGUAAGAUCAGCUUUGAAGCUUGUUUUGCCCAGUUCUUCUUCCUCCAUGGAUUCUCCUUAAUGGAAUCGUCAGUACUAUUGGCCAUGUCCUUUGAUUGCUAUGUGGCCAUCUGCCGUCCCCUGCAUUAUGCCUCCAUCCUCACCAGUGAGGUCAUUGGCAGGAUCAGCUUAGCCAUCAUUUGCUGCUGUGUCCUGGCUGUUCUCCCCUCCCUUUUCCUACUCAAGCGCCUGCCCUUCUGCCGCUCCCAACUUCUCUCUCACUCCUACUGCCUCCACCAGGACAUGGUCCGUUUGGUCUGUGCUGACUACCGGGUCAACAGCUGGUAUGCAUUUGCUCUGGUUUUGCUCAUUAUUGUGAUGGACCCUUUGCUCAUUGUGCUCUCCUACACACUCAUCCUGAAAAGUAUCUUGGGCACAGCCUCCCGAACAGAGUGGUCGCGGGCCCUCAAUAACUGU
This is a messenger RNA of Suricata suricatta (meerkat), 738 nucleotides long. RefSeq names its product olfactory receptor 51Q1-like. NCBI's taxonomy places the organism in Eukaryota, Metazoa, Chordata, Mammalia, Carnivora, Herpestidae. Gene Ontology annotation, molecular function: olfactory receptor activity; G protein-coupled receptor activity. Gene Ontology annotation, biological process: G protein-coupled receptor signaling pathway. The record is from RefSeq and is a predicted model, not a curated record. Gene Ontology annotation, cellular component: membrane.